Austrofundulus limnaeus is the source of this 7940-nucleotide messenger RNA. RefSeq names its product tenascin R (restrictin, janusin) (gene tnr). The record is from RefSeq and is a predicted model, not a curated record. Gene Ontology annotation, molecular function: protein binding. NCBI's taxonomy places the organism in Eukaryota, Metazoa, Chordata, Actinopteri, Cyprinodontiformes, Rivulidae.
UGGGAGUGCUGGAGGAGCGAGAGCACAUUCGAGUCUGGUGGAAGCAGCGGGAACACGAUCCACUUGGCCGAGAGAUCCAUGCACUUACGUGGAGCCACGCGAGAAGGCUGAAAAGUCUGCGCACCACCUCAGAGAAAAUUCCAAAGAACAAGAGGGAGGAAGACUGCCCUCGUCCAAUCAAAAAGCUUCUGUAUUCUCAGAGCAGCAGAAACCCAGAGACCAGCGUUUUAAGGAUCAAUUUCAGCUUUACUCUCACGGUGCAGAGUCACCUGGGCACAAGAACAAAGUCCUCACAGAAAAGGUGUGAGCAGACAGUAGCGGGCAGGUUUGUUACCGGCAUGCCACUGGCAAAGCAGCUUUACAGGGCCACUGAGCCCACAACAAGCUGGAUCCUGGCUUUGGCUUUGAUUCUUGCUCUACAGGGUGCCGCUCGCGCUGCUCCAUCAGGCGACAACAAGCUGGUUCGAACCACCAGRCUGAGGAGGCAAACCCCAGGGGGGGAUCAGCCACCCUCUGCUUCGUCACUCAACCAGACCCUGCGGGAGCAACCUCUAGUCUUUAACCAUGUCUACAACAUUAAUGUACCCUUGGAGUCUCUGUGCUCAGUUGACCUGGAUGCCUCUGCAUCACCAGAAUCAGAUUCUCAUGCUGAGUUGGGAUCCAGGCCUUCAGUGGAGGGCCCAGUGGAUCCAAACGGACCAACAGAAUACACUGAGCAGACAAUGGAUGCUGAAAGCCAGGUAACAUUCACUCAUCGUAUCAACAUCCCAAAAGCAGCUUGUGGUUGUCCAGCAAUAAGUGCAAUUCAGCAGCUUAUCACCAGAGUGGAGAUGUUGGAGAGAGAGGUGUCCAUGCUCAGAGCUCAGUGUGCAUCCGGAUGCUGCGGAGAGGGCUCUGCCAUGGGACGGUUGGAUUUUGUCCCUGGAUGCAGCGGCCACGGAAGCUUCAAUUUUGAUUUGUGUGGCUGCAUUUGCGAAGAAGGCUGGACUGGCAAAAACUGCUCGGAGCCCCGUUGUCCGAAUGACUGCUCCGGUCAGGGCGUGUGUAUCGAAGGGGAGUGUGUYUGUGACCGGGACUUUGGUGGCGACAACUGUUCAGAGCCCCGCUGCCCCUCGGACUGCUCGGGCCGUGGUUUGUGUAUCGACGGAGAGUGCGUGUGCGAGGAGUCCUUCACGGGCGAAGACUGCAUGGUCGGACGGUGUCUUAAUGACUGCUCGGAUCAGGGGCUGUGCGUUAACGGGUCCUGCCAGUGCCGGCCCGGCUACGUGGGAGAAGACUGCUCACUGGUGUACUGCGCCAACAACUGCAGCAAGAAGGGGGUCUGCAAGGAGGGCUUCUGUGUAUGCCAGGAUGGGUUCGCUGGAGAUGACUGUAACUCAGUGGCACCAGCCAUGAACCUGAACAUACGAGGGGUAACGGAUCAAACCGUUGACCUGGAAUGGGAGGGCUCUGUCAUGGUGACAGAUUACUUAGUGACCUACACACCAAGCAGCCCUGGUGGUGUGCAGCUAGAGAUAAGGCUUCCAGGAAACACAACCUCAUGGACGAUCUCAAGGCUGGAAGCAGGCAUAGAGUACAACAUCAAUGUGUUCGCCGUCAUCAACAACACAAUCAGCGUUCCUGCCAGUCUUACAGUUUGGACCUAUCUCUCCAAUCCAGAUGGUUUAGUCUUCAAAUCCAUCACAGAGACGUCGGUGGAGGUCCAGUGGAAACCGUUCUACUAUUCCUUUGAUGGAUGGGAGAUCAGCUUCAUCCCCAAGGACAAUGAUGGAGGCAUGACAGCUCAGCUGCCCAGCACCAUCACCUCAUUUGUACAAACUGGUUUGAGGCCAGGAGAGGAGUACGCCGUGAACCUUGUGGCGCUCAGAGACCAGGGCCGAAGCCAGCCGGUCACAGCUACAUUCACAACAUUGAUUGAUGGACCCACACAGCUGAUUGUGCGAGAUGUAUCAGACACAGUAGCUUUUGUGGAGUGGAUGCCGCCAAAAGCAAAGAUUGAUCAGAUUGUACUGGGUUAUGGCCUAGCAGGAGGAGAGGGGCCACGGACCACCUUUCGCCUCCAACCCACACUUACCCAGUACUCUCUUCAGGUUCUGCGGCCCGGCUCUCGGUACGAGGUGUCCGUGAGCGGAGUGAGGAAGGGAAACGAGAGCGGAUCUAUUUCCACUGAAUUUACAACCGCUUUAUCGUUCUUCUCAGAGAUCGAUGCCCCAAAGAACUUACGGCUCRUCUCCAAGACCUCCACUACCCUCGAGCUUGAAUGGGAUAACAGCGAGGCUGAGGUGGAGGGCUACCAGGUGGUGUACAGCACUUUAGCUGGAGAUCAGUACGAUAAAGUCAUUGUACCACGCAAUGAGGGCGCCACCACCAAAACUACUCUCACAGAUCUGCUGCCGGGCACAGAGUACGGCAUCGGCAUCUCCGCCAUGAAGGAUGGCAACCAGAGUACACCGGCCACAAUGAACGCUAGGACAGAUCUAGAUGUUCCCCUGGAUCUCACUGUGACCGCUUCCACUGACAACACCAUCACUCUGGUGUGGGGUGUGGUCCAGGGUCCGAUCGACCACUACAGGGUCACCUACACUUCUUCUUCUGGCAUCACAACUGAGCUGACAGUGCCCAAAGAGAUAACCACUACCACUCUGACAAAUCUUGAGCCUGGAACUGAGUACACCAUCACUGUAGCAGCAAGAAGAGGGAGACAGCAGAGCACAGUGGCAACCAUAGAUGCCUUCACAGGAAUCAGACCUGUGACCMACCUCUACGUGUCAGAGGUGACUUCAGACUCUGUGUUAGUGGCAUGGACCGCCCCAGCACCUCCCGCUGACCUCUUCAUUCUGAGCUACAGCUCUGCAGACGGGACUGACACCUCUAAGGUGACACUGGAUGGCUCCAAGACGAGGUCACUAGUCCAGGGCCUUCUGCCAUCCACUUACUACACCAUCAGUCUAAUCACAAUACAGGGGGAUGUUACCUCCGAGCCCAUUACGGCAUCACUCACUACAGGCAUGGACCCACCAAAAGAGCUGACAAUGUCCGAUGUGACUGAGGAUGCAGUGACAAUUUCUUGGAUCAAGCCUCUCGCUCCAUUUGAAUACUACAAGCUCUCCUACCAGUCAGCCAGAGGUCGGGUGGACAGUGAGAUGAUUGACAGUGAUGUGACAAACUACACRUUGUCCAACUUGUUUCCUGCCACUGAGUAUAAGAUCAGCAUCAGUGCUUUCAGAGGGAGUCAGGAGAGCAAAGUUGUCAGCACAUCGGUGUUCACAGCGAUGGAUAUGCCUGCUGAGCUGACAGCCCUCAACAUCACUCCACAAGGAGCCUUGCUGAGGUGGAUUCCUCCCCUGUCCAUCGUGGACAACUACGUGCUGACUGUCACACAUAACCAGCUGACAGCUGAUACGUUCCUGGUGGAAGGCAACAAGCAGGAGCACCAGCUUUCCAAUCUCAAGCCAAGCACAACCUACUCGGUAUCCCUGUAUGCAACGAAAGGACCCCUCACAAGCGGCACUGUCAUCACCAACCUCCAAACACCCAUGGAUGCACCUGUGAACCUGACAGCCAGUGAGGUGAACCACCGCAGCGCUCUCAUAUCCUGGCAACCGCCAGUCACAGAGAUUGACAAUUACAUGCUCACCUACAAGACACCUGAUGGUAGUCGUAAAGAGCUGAUCCUUGAUGCAGAGGAUACUUGGGUUCGGCUGGAGGGAUUGGCUGAGACGACAGAGUACUCCGUCAAACUUCAGGCUGCAAGAGGACUCGAUACCAGCGCUGUGGUUUCCACCACUUUUACCACAGGGAGUCGUCUGUUUGCAACACCUCAGAACUGUGCCCAACACCUGCUGAACGGAGAGACUCUGAGUGGCGUCUACACAAUUUACAUCAACAGGGACCCGAGCCAGGGUGUGCAGGUGUACUGUGACAUGACCACAGAUGAAGGAGGCUGGAUUGUAUUCCAACGCCGUCAAAAUGGCCUGACAGACUUCUCCAGGAAGUGGAGCGACUAUCGAGUUGGAUUUGGAAAUCUGGAGGAUGAGUUUUGGCUUGGUCUUGACAACAUCCAGAAGAUUGCUGUUCAGGGCCGCUAUGAGCUGAGAAUUGACAUGAAAGAUGGACAGGAAUCAGUCUAUGCUAAUUAUGACAAGUUCUCUAUUGGCGAUGCAAGAAACCUCUACAAGCUAAGGAUAGGAGAGUACAAUGGCACUGCUGGUGAUUCUCUCAGCUACCAUCAGGGCCGACCCUUUUCUACUAAAGACAGAGACAAUGACAUUGCUGUCACAAACUGUGCCUUGUCUUACAAAGGAGCCUGGUGGUACAAGAACUGCCAUCGGGCCAACCUGAACGGCAAAUACGGCGAGUCCAGACACAGCCAGGGUAUCAACUGGUACCACUGGAAAGGCCACGAGUUCUCCAUUCCCUUUGUUGAGAUGAAGAUGAGGCCGUUCAACUUCCGUAGCAUCAGCAGCAAGAGGAGACGAUCUGCCCCUGAAUAAACAGACCCCCCCCACCCCCACCCCACCCUGCCCAGGUCAGAGUCAGAGAUUUAACAGAGUUUGGAUGAUGGUGUUAAGUUUCUGCCGCCUGUGUGCCUCACUGAUGACAAAAGGCAGGCUGGAAUUAAACAUCACCAAUGCUUGUUUAACAAGGCUGCAAAAAGCAAACACAUAAUUAGUAUUAAUAUUUUCCUGAAGUCUGCUAAAACAAUUAAUUCAAACACUACCAGCCUGCUAUCGUAAUUAUUAAGAAUAAGAUUAGAAAGCAGCCUCUGAACACCGGUAAUCUCUGCACCUGGCAGGCGACAGCUGCCUUUUCCUGCUGUACUUCUACCCAAAUGAUAGAAGACAAUGUAUGUAAUUUAUUAACUGCUCUGAAUGACAAUGGUUCAACUUGCUGUAAAAAAAAAAGAAAGAAAAAAAGAAGAAGGGGAAGGCUAAAACCAAGACGCUUUGUUUUACAAUAAUCUGUGAUUUGCCUUUUCCUCUGAAUGCCUGGAAACGUGCUCAGAAAUGCCCUCGAGUGUGAGAGUUAGUGCUAUUUUAACUAAUACAACUUUACACUUUUAACUCGAAAAAAAAACAUACUGUAUAUGCCCUAAACCUCUUAACUGUAAUAUAUCUAUAUUUUUAUAACUAAUGUUGUGACAGAGUCCAUUUAUUCAAUCUGAUUUGAUGCCUUGGUUUUUGAGCCUUGAUUGAUUUAACCUAAAUAUGAUGAUAAAUACUGGACUUGGAUUAAAACUAACACAUAAAAAAUAAGAUCCAGAAUUGUCAUUUAAAAAGCAGUUCACCAGCAACAGCUUCAUUGCCUUCUGCUUUAUUUAUGUUACGUCUACUGCUGACUAAUUUGUGUUCAGUACAUAUUUAGGCAGAGUGAAAAUAACUACACUGAAACAGUAUUUGUUUUGACAGUGGAAGCACAGCAAGGCUAUUGUUCUUUCAGUUGAGUGAAUUUGUAUAGUUGUUCAUGGGCAUUAAAAAAAUCACUGGAUUUCUUUUUUUGAAAUAAAUAGCAGCUAGCGUUUUAACCCUGUUGUAAAUGUGGGGAUUGCUUGCAGAGAUGGUGCUAAUAGAUGGAACGUUUUACCAAAGAUCUGCAUUAAAAAAAAACUUGCUGAUUGAAAAGAGGCCAAGAAAUUUUAUUGUCUAAGUCACAACAACAGCUUUUCUUUCUAUCACUAGACAAUAGUUCUACCUUUUGGGAUGUUUCAUAGUAUUUGUGUGUCCCAGCCUUUGUUUUUUUAAACCCUGCAGACGGUGAGGGAGAGUUUAGCAGAGUUUAGACUGGCUUCACUUCCCCCAUUUCCUGAAAUGAACUUGACACAAAAAAAAAAGGCAGAACAGAAGGUGGAGUGAAGCCAAAGUCUCCCAUUCACCAUUUAAGCUUCUCAGUGAAAUGAAACAAUCAAGGGGGAAGCUGCUGGGAAUGUGUUCGUUUUAAACAGAGGAGGGCGUUAAUCUGCAGCAUUCGGGGUCAGUCGGCUGCAGCUUUCUGGAAAUGGUUCUGGUCUCCAAGACAAACCAUGCACAACUAAAUGAAAACACAAAUUAUAUUGUGCAAUUUAAUUUAUGGAACUAAUGUCACCAUCGCUGCAAGCAACAUUUGGUUUCAUGUACUGAAUAAUCUCUUUUUUGUCUUUCUCUUCUAUACUUGUUUAAUUGUUCCAUUAAACUAAUCUUACUGUGCAUAUUUUUUUUCUCAUUAGACUUGAAAACAAUAGUAACUCUGCCCUUAAUGACUUUCAAUAUAUGUAUGUAGAUAUGGCAUUUACCUGUCUUUUGUUGUGUUACUCCUUUAGCUGCAAACCAAUUCAGAAUGCCCUGUUAGCAUUUCUCUUUUAAACACUGUAUUUUUGACUACUGCUGUGCUAACGGUGGGAUGGAGUGUUCUGCAUGUCGAUUAAAACACAACCAAGAGCCUGAGUGUCAGAAACUUAUGUCCUGAGACCUCAUUCAGUUUGGCUCGUGUUUCUGUUUCUGUUGUAAGUCUGGGAGAAAGUUGUUCUUUAAAUGGCUUAUAAAGAUAGGAGAUUUCCUUGGUCAGCAAUUUUUUUUAUUGUCAAAAUAUUUCCGAUUUUCUCAUGCAAUAAAUUUUGAGAAGUGAUUUAGAGUAGAGUGUUCUCUCAGUAUUAUUUCAUUAAUAUAGAAGAUGUUUUUCCUCCUUGGGUUUUGUACAAGUGAACAAAGGUCAGGUGCUCUGUAGAAAAGAAAUAGUGUGAUUUGUGCUGUGGGACGUUCUCUCAUUGCACAAAGUGAGGUUUUUUUAAAUCCUACAAUUAAAGCUGUUUUAUUUCAAUUGAUCUUACUUUUUAAUGUUAACUUUCUUUGCUUUGCAUUGGUUUAAAAACCUCUAUUGCAUGGAAUUACCACAACAUUGUAUUGCACAUGUAAUAAAUAAAUUUAGUAGUAUUACACUUUAUUUUUCCUUUUAAGAUGUGAACCAGAAUAGAUCAUUUUGUAGUUUUUUUAUGCGCAUAAUGGGACUUAACAUUUCCAGGUCACAGGUUAAUAUACAGUAUAUGAACAAAGAGCUUUAGGUGGAAACACAGAAAAUUUAAGAAGCUCAAAAAACAUUUAAGGCUUAAAGAUAUUUAUGAAAAAUCACAUACGAUCCUAAAGGAAAGUUUAACACAGAUCAGUUUAGAGUCUGUAUAACGGCAUACAUUUACCAUUUGAAUUUAAAUGGGUUCCAGUGGCGUUUUCAUUUCAACCUCAGUGUUUAUAUUAGCAAAUGUGAGCUUGGCUGCCUUGCGCAUUUGUAACUAUUUUAAGUACGAAAUGAUCUAUUGUGCAAAUGUGUUUUAUUUUGGACACGCACCUCGAAUAAUUAAAAAAUGGCGCCUCAAAUAUAUAUAAUGUGACAUCAUUCCUCUUAGCUUCAGUUUCUUGGAAGGAGGGAAAGAUAAUGUGAAUUGGCUGUAUUUUGUCUGURUUUUUUUUUCCAGAAUGUAAAAUUUUAUCUGUUCAAUGUACUGUAUAACAUUGUUUUACAAGUCUUUACCCUGUCAUUUAAACUAAGACUGAGCCUCAAUGACCAGAUUGUGUUUAAACUCUAUCAUUGUUUGUACAGAAAACUUGUUUAAUUUAAUUCUACGUUGUUACUUUUUAUUUUUAUUUUUUUGUGACUGCAGCCACAUAAGGGCCAGUAUGUCAUUAAUAAGAAAAAAUCAACAAAUGAAGAAAUGGUUUUAUGUUCACAGCUUGAUCAGCUGAGAAUACGUGACUGCAGUCAAUCCUGAGAUCUUGCUGGCAUGGAAAUGUAAAUGUUAAAAUGUGGAUUUUGACUGUUUGAUAAGCUCGUAUAAGCUGACAUGAAUGACUGAUUGGUGGAUAACCUUGGAUAUUGCUGUCAAAUUUAGCUCUAGUUUAACUUAAACCUGUACUAUAUAGUUCCUUUUUUAAUACAUUUUCUACAUAUUAAUAAAAUUUUGAAAAUGAAUAAAA